AUGCCUUCCACGGGUAACUUAUCGAAAUGGGCCAAGAUGGGAAGCAGGAAAUCCAGCUUGAAGUCAGAUGAGCCCACAAUGAUUGAACAGCCAGCUCCUCAAAGUCCAACUCCUGGGCCCGAUGCCGAAGGGCCAACUGGUUUGAAGCUAGGCGUAAUCACUCUUGGACUCUGCCUGACACUUUUCCUAGUGGGCCUGGACAACAUCAUCAUAUCAACUGCCAUCCCACGUAUCACAGAUGAGUUCCGAUCGAUCAACGACAUUGGGUGGUACGGAAGCGCCUAUCUCCUCACAACUUGCACCUUUCAACUCACCUUCGGCAAAUUGUACUCUCUUUUUUCCAUCAAACUUAUUUACCUCAUCUCUAUCAUCAUUUUCGAAGUCGGAUCGGCUGUAUGCGGCGCUGCUCCUCAUUCCGUUGUUCUUAUUCUGGGCCGGGCGAUCGCAGGUGUUGGCUGUGCAGGAAUUUUGGCAGGAACAUUCACAAUUAUUGCUGUGAUUAUUCCGCUACCCAAGAGACCUGCAUACACUGGUCUCGUCGGAGCAGUAUAUGCCAUUGCCUCCGUGGUCGGGCCGCUGCUCGGGGGAGCCUUCACUGAUAAGGUGACCUGGCGUUGGUGUUUCAACAUCAACCUUCCGAUCGGAGCCGUCGCUUUUGUCAUCAUGAUCUUCUUAUUCCAGUCACCACCUCGGCCUGAUAGCGGGGAAGUAAAGACUCUUCUGGAGAAAGUCAUGCAAGUCGACCCCAUUGGCACACUAGCCCUGAUGCCGGCUGUCAUUUGCCUGCUUCUUGCGCUGCAGUGGGGUGGAACUGUUUACCCAUGGAACAAUCCCAGAGUCAUUGUGCUUUUUGUACUAUUUGGUGUGCUCUCAUCUGCAUUCCUUUUCGUUCAAACCAAGAACGGAAAGAACGCUACUCUUCCCAUCAAGGUCAUUUCCCAGCGCAGUGUGGCCGCCGCUUGCUGGUUCUCGGUCUGCACUGCCGGGGCAGAUUUCACGCUACGGCAGUACAUCCCGAUCUGGUUCCAAGCCAUCAAGGGUGUAUCUGCCGUGGACUCGGGCCUCAUGAACUUGGCUUUGAUUCUGUCGACAGCUUUGGCGUCAAUCGUCAGCGGAGUAGGCAUAACUCAGAUCGGGUACUAUAACCCCUUCAUGAUUGCCUCUACCCUAUUCAUGUCAGUUGGUUCGGGUCUUCUCACUUCCUGGAAGGCAGACGUUCCCACUCGGGACUGGAUCGGAUACCAAAUCCUGUAUGGUCUUGGAUCUGGCCAGAGCAUGCAAACUCCUCUGAUGGUAGUCCAAACCGUCCUACCUAUGGAAGAGAUACCACUAGGAACUGCUCUCGUGAUGUUCCUGCAGACCUUUGGUGGCGCCAUUUUCAUCUCUGUCGCACAAAAUGUCUUCACCAAUGAGCUCCGGGCCGGUUUGGCAAACGAACUACCAAACAUCAACGCUACCGCAAUUGUCGACGCAAAUCCCUCACCAAUUCCUGGUACGUUGCUGUCGGCUUAG
Molecule: messenger RNA, 1512 nt
Organism: Colletotrichum godetiae
Lineage: Eukaryota; Fungi; Ascomycota; Sordariomycetes; Glomerellales; Glomerellaceae
Product: major facilitator superfamily transporter
Exons: 4
Coding region: 1-1512 (503 amino acids)
Biological process (GO): transmembrane transport
Cellular component (GO): plasma membrane
Molecular function (GO): transmembrane transporter activity
Source: RefSeq, a predicted model, not a curated record